CCAAUUAAAAAAGAGUCUGAGACUACGGGUCAAACAUAUACCGUACUCUCUCUCUCUCUCUCUCUCUCUCAGCCAAAAGAUUUUCACGCUCUCUCUAUGUCUCUCUCUCCUCUCAGUCUCUAUGUUGAUCAGAUUUCAAGCCACAAAGCAAAACCUUUGAAAAGUAUUGAUGGAAAAUCAACCAAGUACCUGGAGGUAUUUUCGAAUUGAUGGAGAGCCACUCACCUACAAAGGCGAUGCAAAUGAAAAAGGUUCUCAAAAUGUUCAGCAAGAUGGCAAUGCAAAUGAUGAACAUAGAAUGCAGAAUGCUCAACAAUGUGGCAAUUCUAAUGGACAUAGUUCUCAAAAUGUUCAUGAUGAGGAGCAUCAUGAGAUUCCAUCUCAACAAUCACUUGCGAAAGCACCUUUUAUUUCAUCGCAACCACUUCCAUCACCUCUAAAUUUCUCACAAGAAAUUCCUCCAGUUCAAAGAAGUUCUCAACCUAUUGGAUCAUUCUUAGCUUCCUUCUCUAUGACGUACACUGAUCCUGUAACAAGGAGGCCAAAGAAGCAAGUUGCAUUCAGAAAUCCUAAGAAUUCUAUGUCAACUGAGAAUGCAAGCAAGCCUAUUUGGAGACCUUAAAAGUGUUGUUUUUUUUUUUUUCUUCCAUAAACUGUGUCUUCAGGUUCUUUGAUCAAAAUAGGGCAUUUUGUGAUAACUCUUUGAACAAUUAGGAUUGAAUAUUUUCUGAAAAUUUGACGGGUCAUUUUGGUAUAGUAGUGUUUUAUGUUAGUAUGGUAUGGAAUGCUUAUGUAAUUUGUAGUUGGGAUACAUAGUUUUGAACUA
This is a messenger RNA of Rosa chinensis, 826 nucleotides long. RefSeq lists its product as uncharacterized. The record is from RefSeq and is a predicted model, not a curated record. The transcript is spliced from 4 exons. NCBI's taxonomy places the organism in Eukaryota, Viridiplantae, Streptophyta, Magnoliopsida, Rosales, Rosaceae. Bases 170 to 622 code for a protein of 150 amino acids.